AUGUCGUCGUUCAAUCCGUACACUCAGAAUGGCGGUACAAUCCUUGCCAUCGCUGGCGCAGAUUUUAGCGUUGUAGCGGGUGACACGCGCCAGAGCGAGGGUUACAAUAUCCAGACGCGGUAUGCGCCCAAGGUGUUUCGAUUGACGGAUCGUGCAGUAUUGGCUGUGAAUGGGUUUGCAGCGGACGGAAACAUGUUCGUCAAGAAAGUAAAGCAGCGUCUCGAGUGGUACCGACACGCUCAUGCAAAGGAUAUGCCUCUUCGAUCGAUUGCGCGGUUGAUCCAAACGAUGUUGUAUUCUCGCAGGUUUUUCCCAUACUACGUGUAUAACAUUUUGGGAGGUAUCGAGGAGGAUGGCUCGGGCGCAGUGUACUCUUUCGAUCCUGUAGGUUCCUACGAGCGCGAGACUUGCCGCGCGGCAGGAUCAGCCCAGUCCCUCCUACAACCCUUCCUGGAUAACCAGAUCUACUUCAAGAACCAACAGCCUGCACCGGGAAUGUCGCAUCCAACACACUUGCCACUACAGGCAGUACUCGCGCUUGUCAUUGAUUCGUUCACGAGUGCGACGGAGAGGCACAUCGAGGUCGGAGACGGGCUGGAAAUGUAUAUCAUUCUUGGGAAAGGACGGGGUCUGCAGGGGCUGGAGGGUGUGAAGGGUGUGCAGGAGUUGACGACAUCAGAGGACGGCGAGCGCAUAUUCGUUGUUCGCAGAGAGCUUAAGAAGGAUUAG
Molecule: messenger RNA, 729 nt
Organism: Pisolithus orientalis
Lineage: Eukaryota; Fungi; Basidiomycota; Agaricomycetes; Boletales; Pisolithaceae
Product: nucleophile aminohydrolase
Exons: 5
Coding region: 1-729 (242 amino acids)
Cellular component (GO): proteasome core complex
Source: RefSeq, a predicted model, not a curated record